Molecule: messenger RNA, 3515 nt
Organism: Mycena citricolor
Lineage: Eukaryota; Fungi; Basidiomycota; Agaricomycetes; Agaricales; Mycenaceae
Source: the annotation of a GenBank genome assembly
UGUAUCUCGGCAAAAAGUGAAAAAGUGAAGUGAUUUGGGACCGAUUUCUUCCUCUCCUCCUCCCACCACACUACAUUAAUAACUCUAUCUGCUCUCUGCAACAGAGCGAUGGAUCUUCAAACGCUUUCGAAUCUCUACACCGCGACGCUGAGCAGCAAUCCUAAUGAGCGCCGCGCUGCUGAGCUUGAUAUCCGCAAGGUCGGCAAUGAAACGGGGAUGGUUUCAGCCCUCCUGCAAAUCAUCGCAACGGACAAUAUCGACAUAUCGACCCGCCAAGCGUGUGCAGUAUGGAUGAAAAACCGCGUGCAAAGCGCUUACGCCCUGCCCGAAUCCGGCGCCAACCCUCGGCGACCGGACGCACCGACCAUCGCCGCGUCCGAUCGCGAUGCCCUCCGCAGCCACCUCCUCCCCCUCCUCGCUGCCGCCCCGUCGCGAAGUAUCGCGCUCCAGCUGGCAAGCACGCUCAAGGGCGUGAUCGCACACGACUUCCCUGCGCGAUGGCCAGGGCUGGUGGACACGAUCAAGGCGCUGCUGGGAAGCGGGGAGGUGAGGCAGGUACAUGCUGGAUGUGUGGCUUCGUUGGAGGCUGUCAGGGCUUUCCGAUUCCGUCAGAAGAACGACGUCCUGCCCAUGCUUGUGGAAGGCCUCUUCCCUACCCUAGUCUCCAUCGCAAACCAGAUGCUGCAGACCCCACCGAGUGCUGCGCAGGAGAUCCCGACGAUGAUGCACUUGAUACUGAAAACGUACAAGACCUCAUUGGUGGUGCAUUUGACUGCCCACCAACAGGCGGCCGAGAGUCUCGUGCCCUGGGGACAACUGCUGUUUGCGGUAGUCAAUCUGCAGAUCCCCAAGGAUGCUGUGCCGGAAGAUGUUGAGGAACGGGAGAAGAGUGAGUGGUGGAAGGCGAAGAAAUGGGCGUAUGCCAUCUUGGGCCGUCUGUUCCAUCGCUUCGGUAAUCCGUCACAGCUUCCCUCUGCGAUGCAAGCCGAGUACGGUGCAUUUGCGCAGCACUUUGUCACUGUGUUUGCCCCCGAGAUCCUUGGGAUCUACCUGCAUCAGGUUGAUCUUUACGUUAGCGGCCAAGCAUGGCUGUCCAAAAAGUGCCAGUACCACAUCUUCACGUAUCUGACCGAAUGCAUCAAACCGAAGUCCACUUGGACCCUCUUGAAGCCCCACGCCCAAAAGCUCGUGGAAACGUUCGUGUUCCCGCAACUGUCGUUCAACGAUGAUCGCCGAGAAAUGUGGGACUCGGACCCGGUUGAUUAUGUUCGCGUCGCAGUCGACGAAUAUGAAAGUUUCCAGACACCAGUCUCAGCCGCGACCUCGUUCAUCUUCUCGCUCGCCUCGAACCGGACCAAGUCCGCGUUUAUGCCGAUCCUCGGCUUCGUGAACUCGAUUCUGCGCUCGUCGGCGCCGGCACCGCAGCGGUUCGGUGCGCUCAACAUGACCGCCGCAUUGGGGCCCUGGAUCAUGCGGCACCCGGAGGUCAGCACGAACAUGGAGGGCUUCAUCCUGCAGUUUGUCACGGCAGAGUUCUCCAGCCCAGAACCGUACAUGCGGGCCAUCGCGUGUGAGGUGACGGGGACCUUCGUCAAGGAAGGCUUGAAGUGGACUUCUGAUGAGAACUUGAACGUGCAAUCGCGUGCUGUAGCGGCUGCGCUGGACGAUGUCGAGCUGCCCGUGCGUGUGCAGGGUGCUUUGGCGCUGACGGAGAUGAUCGUGCUGUACGAGUCUGUCCGGACUGCUGUUGCACCCCAGGUCGGCAAGGUUGUCCAAGACCUGCUCAAGCUGUCAGACGAGACGGACCUGGACAUCUUGAACCACAGCAUGGAGGUCAUGGUCGAGGCGUUCCAGGCUGAGCUGUUGCCCGUUGCGGCCCAGCUGACUGCCCGCCUGUGCGAUUCUUACACCCGACUGAUCAAGGAAAGCCUCGAAACAGCGGUCCCCGUCGGUGACAGCACCGAUGUUGAUUCCCUGCUUGCCAGCGCCGACGACGAUAAGACCUAUGCUGCGAUGGGCAUCUCGAAGACCAUCGGAACAGUUGUGUCCAGUGUCGAUUCGUCGGCGGAGAUUCUCGCGCAGGUGCAGGAGGUCAUCAUCCCGAUCAUCGUGUACACUCUGGAGAACAAGAUUCUUGAUCUGUUUGACAACAUGUACGACCUGGUGGACAGCUUGACGUUCAAGCUCCGCAGCAUCUCGCCGAACUUGUGGCAGGUGUUUGAGUUGACGUACAAGUUGUUCAAGGCUGACGCCGUCGAUUUCCUUGAGGAGAUGUUGCCCUCGUUGGACAACUUUGUCUCCUACGGCAGCGACGUCAUCAAGGCCCGUCCUGAAUACCAACAGAUGCUCUUGGACAUCUACACGACUGCGAUGACGAACGAUCAGCUGGGCGAGAACGACCGGGUGAAUGGGUGCAAGCUCGCAGAGUCGAUUCUCUUGAACCUCCGUGGCAGCGUCGAUAGUGCCCUGCAAUCGAUCAUCACUGCUGCGCUUAACCAGCUAGACAAGAGCGAGACGGCCUCCCUGCGCCUUGCGAAUCUGGAAGUGCUCAUCAACGCGGUGCUGUACAACCCAGUCGCCGCGCUGCACCUGAUGGAGUCGAUCCAACCCGGUGCUGCGCGCGUGUUCUUCGAUCACUGGUUCGCUGCGAUCAAGGAGCAGGCUUCGAAGCUGCCGCGCGUGCACGACAAGAAGCUGACGAUCGUGGCGCUGUGUGCGCUGCUCGAGAUGGAUCCCGCUGGCGUGCCGGACAGCGUCAAGGACGGGUGGCCCGGCAUCGUCGGCGCCAUUCUGCAGAUCUUCAAGGACCUGCCCAAGGCCGUGCAGGCGAGGAAGGAGCUGGAGGAGGCGGACGACGAGGACGAGGAUGAGUACGGCGAGGAGAAGAUCUUGAACAUGAACGAGGACGACGAAGAUGUCUGGGACGAGGACUCGGCGUACCUGGAGCUGCUUGCCAACGAGGGCGCGCGGCUGCGCGAGAAGACGGCGAAGGUCGAGGCCGGCGAGGACGACGACGACGACGAUGACGACGACGACAUGAUCCAGGAGGAGCUGGGGUACUUCAGCGCCCUGGACAACGUGAAUCCGUAUGUGAGAUUCAAGGAAGCUCUGACGGGCUUCCAGAUGCACAACGGUGCGGCGUACCAGGCGGCAACGACGGCAUUGUCACUCGAGCAGCAGACACUCUUGAUGGAAGUCAUGCGUAUAGCAGAGAUCCCCCAGGCGUGAAACGGGGAGGGGGGUCAUUUGAUCGAUACGAUACGUAUCGAUCGCUCUUCCAUCCAUCCAUCGACCCCAUACACUUUUCAUGGCGCUAUCGUAGAUGACCCACCCUUUUUUUUUUUACCUCGCUUCAAUGCUGUUUAUAACGACGAAUGGGUGCGCGCGGGCUCGAUAUAUCUGACCCUUACAAUACAUGGCAGGAAUGGUGCAAUAGGAUAGGAAAUGGAAACGGAAUCAUGAGUCCUGCGACGGUUCGCGCUGUCAGAUGGUCGUGGUGGUGGUGGUGCAUCGAG